Molecule: messenger RNA, 960 nt
Organism: Pezoporus flaviventris
Lineage: Eukaryota; Metazoa; Chordata; Aves; Psittaciformes; Psittacidae
Product: olfactory receptor 8U3-like
Exons: 1
Coding region: 1-960 (319 amino acids)
Biological process (GO): sensory perception of smell; G protein-coupled receptor signaling pathway
Cellular component (GO): membrane
Molecular function (GO): olfactory receptor activity; G protein-coupled receptor activity; odorant binding
Source: RefSeq, a predicted model, not a curated record
AUGGGAGGAAAUCAAACCCAGAUUAAAUUCAUCCUUUCAGGAAUUACAGACAGCCCGGGUGCUCAGAUCCCUCUGUUCGUGUUGUUUCUGCUGAAUUACAUUGUCAUUUUGGUGGGGAACUUCGGCAUUAUCAUCUUGGUUCGGGUGUCUUCCAGCCUCCAGACCCCCAUGUACUUCUUCCUCUCCCAUUUUGCCUUCACUGACAUCUGCUAUUCCACAGUCAUCUCCCCCAGGAUGCUGGCAGACCUGUUAUCAGAGGACAAAACCAUUUCUUUUACCGGCUGCAUGAUGCAGUCUCAAAGCUUUACACACUUUGCUGUUAUUGAGUGUCACCUGCUGGCCACGAUGGCCUACGAUCGGCACGUUGCUAUCUGCCAGCCCCUGCUUUACGUGACCAUCAUCUCCAGACGCGUCUGCUGGCAGCUGGUAGCAUCAUCCUACGCAUUUGCCUUCCUCAGUGCCAUCAUCUGCACAUGGUGCACGUUUGGAGGUUCCUUCUGUGGUCCCAACCGCAUUGACCACUUCUUCUGUGACGUUGUUCCUGUGCUAAAGCUCGUGUGCUCUGACACACACAGCAGUGAGAUGGUCAUCUUUGCCUUCGUCACCAUCAACGUAGUGGGUACGAGCGUUAUCAUUUUGCUCUCCUACAUCUCUAUCAUCCGCAACGUGCUGAGGGUGUGCUCAGCACAGAGCAGGGCCAGAGCCUUCCAUACCUGCACCUCCCAUUUGAUGGCUGUUGCCUUGUUAUAUGGGUCAGCAUUCUUCAUGUACCUACAACCUCCAUCUAGCCACAGGAGCCUGGAUAAGGUGGCUUCCAUCCUCUAUGCUGUGGUCAACCCCAUGCUUAACCCAUUUAUCUACAGCCUGAGGAAUAAGGAGGUGAAGGAGGCUCUGAUCAAGUGCAGGAGAAGGUUCUUCAACCACUGGCAACACAGAAGAGUUGUAUUAUCCAGGACAUGA